AUCAGAAUCACCAAACAACAAUGGCUUCCCUCCAAAAUUCCAACUUCGAAAGCCAAAUCUCAGCUGAGUUACUCAUAGCUCGCAUCACCCAAAUCCAUAGCAGCAUAUCCAAACUCGACUCCCUAAGGCCUUCCAAGCAAGUCAAUACCCUUUUCUCUCACCUUGUGAAAUUAUGUAUCCUCCCAUCUUCCAUAGAUAUUCGUUCCUUAUCCCCAGAGGUGCAGGAAAUGCGAAACAGCCUCAUCGUUCUGUGUGGCAGAGCUGAAGGUCUGUUAGAACUUGAAUUUGCAACGUUCUUGAUCAAAAUGCCUCAACCUUUAAACAACCUUAAUCUUUUCCCUUACUAUGGAAACUAUGUUAAGCUAGCCAACUUGGAGUACAAAAUUCUUAGUGAAAAUGGAGUGAUGCAGCCAAAGAAGGUAGCCUUUGUGGGUUCAGGUCCAAUGCCUCUUACCUCUCUUGUAAUGGCUGCCCAGCAUUUGAAAUCUACUCAUUUUGAUAACUUUGAUAUUGAUGAGACGGCUAAUGAUGUGGCUCGCCAAAUUGUGGCUUCUGAUGGUGAUCUUGAGAAGAGAAUGAAGUUUGAGACGUGUAACGUAAUGGAAGUGAGGGAGAAGCUAGGAGAAUAUGAUUGUAUCUUCUUGGCAGCUUUGGUAGGGAUGAGCAAAGAGGAGAAAGUGAAGAUUAUUGGGCAUAUAAGAAAGUAUAUGAAGGAAGGAGGGAUUUUGCUGGUGAGAAGUGCAGAUGGAGCUCGAGCGUUUCUUUACCCUGUUGUUGAAGAGCAUGACUUGGUUGGAUUUGAGGUGCUAUCCAUCUUUCACCCAACUAAUGAUGUGAUCAACUCGGUUGUUCUUGUGCGCAAGCCAAUUACGUUUUGA
Messenger RNA from Hevea brasiliensis (rubber tree), 878 nucleotides. Its product is annotated as nicotianamine synthase-like. The transcript has a single exon. Lineage: Eukaryota; Viridiplantae; Streptophyta; Magnoliopsida; Malpighiales; Euphorbiaceae. Gene Ontology annotation, molecular function: nicotianamine synthase activity. The record is from RefSeq and is a predicted model, not a curated record. Gene Ontology annotation, biological process: nicotianamine biosynthetic process. Bases 21 to 878 code for a protein of 285 amino acids.